GGCCGACCGGUUUACCUCUUAUCUGCCGCACACCACCACAGGCACCAACCUUUCAUGCAUGCUUUCAGACGCUGAAUAGUUUCAAACCUGGCCGACUUGAUUCCACUUUGGCGUGUUACCUCUUUUAGACUAAAAUGUUGUCUUUCUGCACCAAAGUUUCUCAUUUGACAAGGGGACACCACACACGCAAGAAAGGUACCAUGAGUGUGACCAGGUGUCUUGUGGCCCAGGAGGAGGUGCAGCAGUUCAUUGAGCGGUGCAUGCUGACGGUCGGCACGAGGGUCAGCCACGCCCGCAGCCUGGCCGAGGUGCUGGUGGAGGGGGACCGCAGAGGACACUACAGCCACGGCCUCAACCGCAUGGAUUUGUACGUUCGAGAAAUCGGUGCUGGUAUCUGUGUUAAGGACGGAGAGCCGGUGGUGGAGCGUGAGAGUGCCGCCACUGCCCUGGUGGAUGGCAGGAACCUGCUGGGCCCGGUGGUGGGCAACUUCUGCAUGGACCUGGCCCUGAGAAAGGCCCGAGAUGUGGGCAUCGGCUGGGUGGUGGCACGCGGCUCCAAUCAUUACGGCAUUGCUGGAUAUUAUGCCUUGCAAGCGGUGAAACAGAACAUGAUUGGCAUGUCCUUCACCAACACGUCUCCCCUGGUGGUCCCCACCAGAGCUAAAGAGUGCACUCUUGGAACCAACCCUCUGAGCGUGGCCGCGCCGGCUAAAGAGGGAGACAGCUUUGUAUUGGACAUGGCCACAUCUGCCGUGGCCUUGGGAAAGGUGGAGCUGCAUGACCGUAGUGGCAUUUCCAUCCCCGAGGGCUGGGGCUGUGACGGUCAGGGAAGGCUGAGUACCGACCCCAGCAAGGUGCUGCAGGGAGGGGGGCUCGUGCCCAUCGGGGGCUCUGAGACCACAGGGGGCUACAAGGGCUUUGGUCUGGGCAUGAUGGUGGAGGUGUUCUGUGGGAUGCUGGCUGGGUCCGAGUACAGCCGCAACAUUCGAACCUGGAGGGUGACCGAUCGCCCGGCUAACCUGGGCCAGUGUUUUGUGGCAAUAAACCCAGAGAACUUUGCCCCCGGUUUUAAUGACAGAAUGUCAGACCUCCUCUCGUUACACCGAGAUCUCCACCCUGCGGACCCUGAAAAGCCCGUGUUGGUGGCUGGUGACCCAGAGAGGCUGCACGAGGAGGAGUGCCGGGCCCUUGGUGGCAUCCCAUACCAUCUCAGUGUGGUCAACUACAUGAAUGAAGUUGCCAAAGGUAUCGGGGUGACCACACUACUGCCAGUGGAUAAGGUGAUUCCUUAGCAUCUGAUUGGGUGUUGCACCAACAGAACAUCUGGAUUCAUCACAGUCAUUGGCUCUCUCGCCGGGUUUGGCCUGAGCGUGGGCUGAUGGUGGGAGAAUGAAAUUGUGUUACUUUUAUCUUCAGGAAGCACUUUUACUCAGGGAUGUAAGGUGCAUUUUAUUGUUUAAUGUAAUUUAAUUUAUUCUAAUGUAAUUUAAAUGGUUUUACAUGGCGUAGUGAACUAAUAAAUUAAUAAUGUUAUGUAAAGUUGUUUUAAAGCUGCUAGAAAUAAUUGUAACCAGGUCAGUGCUAUCAACUGAUGCGCUACUGGGGUCUGUGGGCAUUCAUACACAAAAUGUGUUAUAGUCCACAAAUGCAAGUGUUUCUUUAAACGAUUUUAUGAAGGCACAAAUAAAACCAAUUCUGUCUUAA
Engraulis encrasicolus (European anchovy) is the source of this 1704-nucleotide messenger RNA. RefSeq lists its product as uncharacterized. The record is from RefSeq and is a predicted model, not a curated record. The transcript has 11 exons. NCBI's taxonomy places the organism in Eukaryota, Metazoa, Chordata, Actinopteri, Clupeiformes, Engraulidae. Gene Ontology annotation, molecular function: oxidoreductase activity. Bases 135 to 1292 code for a protein of 385 amino acids.